AUGGCCGUCAAGACCGUGGACAUCACCCCCUUCCCUGACCAAAAGGCCGGCACAUCUGGUCUCCGGAAGAAGGUCACCACUUUCCAGCAGCAGCACUACACCGAGGCCUUCGUGGCCAGCAUCCUGCUCUCGAUCCCUGAGGGGGCCCAGGACGCAUUCCUCGUUAUCGGUGGUGACGGCAGAUUCUACAACACCGAAGCCAUCCAGCUCAUUGCUCGCAUUGGAGCUGCAUACGGCGUCAAGAAGCUGUUGAUCGGACAAAAUGGCAUCCUGAGCACCCCUGCAGCUAGCCAUGUCAUUCGCCCGAACGCUGAUUUUGGUAUCAAAUACAAUCUCUCAAACGGAGCUCCCGCCCCGGAAUCUGUGACAAACAAAAUCUAUGAAGUAUCAAAGUCUUUGACCUCAUACAAGAUCGAAGACCUUUCGGAGGUUAAACUCUCGGAAAUUGGCACCCAGCAGUAUGGGUCCCUGGAGGUCGAAAUCAUUGACUCGACCGCUGAUUACGUCGAGAUGUUGAAGGACAUUUUCGACUUCGGCUUGAUCAAGUCUUUCUUGCAGAGCCGCCCGGAUUUCAAGGUCUUGUUUGAUGGCCUCCACGGUGUCACCGGACCAUACGGAGUUGCCAUCUUCCAGAAAGAACUUGGCCUGCCCGCUUCCAGCACCCAGAACUGCGUUCCAAGCCCCGAUUUCAAUGGUGGCCACCCAGAUCCCAACCUGACCUACGCCAAAUCGCUGGUGGAUGCAGUCGACAAGGAUGGUAUUCAGUUCGGAGCGGCCAGCGACGGCGAUGGUGACCGCAACAUGAUCUACGGUGCCAACGCGUUUGUUUCUCCAGGAGACAGUCUUGCCAUCAUCGCCCAUCAUGCUAAACUUAUCCCGUACUUCCAGAAGCAAGGCGUCUACGGCCUGGCCCGAUCCAUGCCGACCUCCGGCGCUGUCGAUCGAGUUGCCAAGGCACAGAAUCUCCAAUGCUACGAAGUUCCGACUGGUUGGAAGUUCUUCUGCGCUCUGUUUGACAAUAAGAAGAUGUCAAUAUGUGGAGAGGAGAGUUUCGGUACUGGCAGCAACCAUAUUAGAGAGAAGGAUGGCCUCUGGGCCAUCGUUGCCUGGCUCAACAUCAUUGCUGGCUACGCAAAGUCUCACCCUGACAAGCCAUUGAGCAUUGCUGCCAUCCAGCAAGACUUCUGGAGCAUCUAUGGACGCACUUUCUUCACCAGAUACGAUUAUGAAGAUGUUGAUAGCAACGGAGCAAAGAAGGUCAUCGAUGACCUGGCUGAACUUGUCAACCAGAAAGAAACCUUUGUUGGCUCCACUGUCUCCGGCCGAAAGGUCACUGGAGCAGGCAACUUCAGCUAUACCGAUCUGGAUGGCAGUGUGAGCAAGAACCAGGGAUUAUUCGUCACCUUUGAUGAUGGCAGCCGCAUCGUUGUCAGACUUUCUGGAACUGGCAGCAGUGGUGCUACCAUCCGUCUCUACAUUGAGCGCCACGAGAGUGACUCAAAGGCGAUCCUUAAGGAUGCUCAGGACUACCUAAAGGACAAUGUCGCCCUCGCUGUUAAGCUUCUCAAGUUGAAGGAGUACAUUGGCCGGGAGGAGCCCGAUGUCAAGACCUAA
Messenger RNA from Trichophyton benhamiae CBS 112371, 1614 nucleotides. RefSeq lists its product as uncharacterized. The record is from RefSeq and is a predicted model, not a curated record. Lineage: Eukaryota; Fungi; Ascomycota; Eurotiomycetes; Onygenales; Arthrodermataceae. The coding region runs from base 1 to 1614 and encodes 537 amino acids. Gene Ontology annotation, cellular component: cytosol. The transcript has 3 exons. Gene Ontology annotation, molecular function: phosphoglucomutase activity. Gene Ontology annotation, biological process: carbohydrate metabolic process.